UGAGCCUAAUUAGUCCACGAUUGGACACUAAUUGUCGAAUAAAAUAAAAAUGUUACAAUACCUGUUAAAUUUUAACACCCCCAACCAAAUACCCCCUAAGUAAAAAUUCAGUUAACAACCUUUGAGGACAAGUUAUAUGCUGAAAAAAAAAAGUGCAAAGUCUGGCCUGGAGGCAACUCCUGUUAAGCCAGAUGGCUAAAAACUGCAACUGAGGACACUGCUUAAUAUAAAUUAGUUGCUAAGCUAACAAUCUGAUUUUUGUGACUAUGAUAUCAUAGGUGGUCUACAGAGUAAUUACACAGCUCAUAGAUGGUGCUGUCUCGGUGGUUCACUUAGUGAAGACUUGGAAUUCUACAGUCAAGGGCUGUGCGGAUUCUCUGGAAGUAUCCCAACUGGUAGCAAGUUCAAACAAAACUAAAAAGUCAGUCAGAGUAACCAGGUGAAGACGUCUUUGCAAUCCCAAAGGAGAAAGGGAGAUCUCACAUGGAAACAUUCCUUUCUGCAGUCCUGGGUGAGCUGAUAUCUCAAUCCAUAAAUUUCAUCAUUAACAAGUGGUCAAAGCCGCAGACACUGAACAUGGAGGAAAACCUGCAAAGGGCUCUUCUCCGAGCAGAGGUCAUCAACGAGGAGGCCAUGGGACGACACAUCACAAAUCAAGCCAUGAUCCAGCAGCUGGGCAUGCUGAGAGAUGCCAUCCACCAAGGCUAUUAUGCACUUGAUGCGUUCAGGUACCAGCCUCACUCUGGAGAGGACGGUAGGCAUUUUAUGUCCCUAUCCAAGGUACUAUCUGCAAAGGAUCCCUAUUUCUUCAGUCGAACUGCACAUUUCACGGAACAGCUACAAGAGGCACUAGACACACUGAGCUCUAUGAUUGUUGAUCUGAGUGAGUUGGUCAUGUUCUUGAUGACCUACCCUCGUCUGUAUCGCCAACCUUAUAGCAUGCAUAUCCUAUUGGGUAACUGCAUGUUUGGUCGCCAGAUGGAAGUAGAACUUGUCAUCAAAUUCCUGUUGCACACACAGCCUCAUAGUUCUCAAGAAUUGGAGGUCUUGCCAAUUGUUGGUCCAGUCAGAGUCGGCAAGAGUACCCUUGUCACUCAUGUCUGCAAGGACGAAAGAGUCCGUGAUUAUUUCUCAGAAAUUUUGUGGUUGUGUGACUCCAAUUUUAUAAAUGAUGAGCUAGCUUGCAGAGAAGGAUGUGUAAUGAAACAUCAAAAUUGUAUGCCAAACUCAAACAGAGGCAACAGAUUUCUUAUUGUUAUUGAAUUAUCUGGAGAUCUGUAUGAAGAUGCAUGGAAUAGGUUAUAUCUUGCUUCCAAACAGAGCUUUCCUAGUGGUAGUAAAAUCAUAGUCACAAGCCAUUCAGACAAGAUUGCAAAGUUUGGAACAACACCAGCUCUAACUCUGAAGUUUCUUUCCAAGGAGGCAUAUUGGUAUUUCUUCAAGACACUUACAUUUGGAAGCAUGGAUCCUGAGACACACCCAAGACUUGCACAGCUGGCCAUGGAGAUAGCCAGAACGCAGAAACGUUCAAUCAUUGCAGCGUACGUCACCUCUUAUUUUUUGAGGGACAAUUUUAACAUACACUUUUGGCACAAGGUUUUGAGCUUCUUGAGAGGGAUCAUCCAGAAGCAUGUCUCUGAAUUCGGCGUGCAUCCAUUAGAUCUUCUGUUCCAAAACAGACCUGUACAGCAUGGAAGAAUGGCUAUACCUUCCGAAGAUAUCAUCAUUUAUGAUCAGUAUCACCGUUCUUCACAAGAGGAGGUUCCGGAGAUAAGAAUCCAAGAUUUGUUGUAUGGAAGCAUUAAGCGACAUGGAAAAUUUGAUGUCCUAGCAUGGAGAUCCCAGUUAGCCCCCUACUACAGCUACAUCAAUGUUUGUGAGAUUCGAGAGCAAAAAGUUACAGGUGCGAAGAGGAAGCGUUCUAUGAAAGAUAGAGCUACAUUCUGUUAAUUUGUCAUUUUCCGGUUCAAGCAGGAACAUGAGUUACAGCAGAGUCAAUUCUGAAGUGUAAGUUCUUAUGGAGAUGCAAGCCAAGCACCCUGUUGCAAGCCAAGCAAGAGUCUCGUUACCAACAAUCUUUCAGGUGUUUGAAAUUGACUGCAGUUAGUUGUAACAAAAAAAAAUCGCAUGAUUUUAGCUGCAUAGAUACACAAAUCCGGUAAAAUGUCUGCUCUGUUUCUUGUGUACACUUGAAUUAAUGCGUUGGGAAUUUAUGUAAUUGCUCCUCUUAUCAUAGUCAGAGUGUGCUCAACACGCCAAUUUUAAGAUAUCUACUGCAAUAUGCCAAUGAAAACUAUGGCUUACAAGUUA
Molecule: messenger RNA, 2310 nt
Organism: Sorghum bicolor (sorghum)
Lineage: Eukaryota; Viridiplantae; Streptophyta; Magnoliopsida; Poales; Poaceae
Product: putative disease resistance RPP13-like protein 1
Exons: 2
Coding region: 484-1950 (488 amino acids)
Molecular function (GO): ADP binding
Source: RefSeq, a predicted model, not a curated record